AUGGAUGAAAUGUCGUUGAUCACCACUACAUUAGCAUUAGUUUCCUGUUACCUAGUUUAUCUCGUUGUUGCACGACUUUAUCUAAGCCCUCUUGCUCAAUUCCCCGGACCCAAGCUAGCUGCCUUGAGCAAUUGGUAUGAGUUCUACUAUGAUGUCCUACAGCAGGGGCAAUUCACAGCUCAUAUUCAGAAGCUACAUGAUGACUACGGACCAAUCAUUCGAAUCACUCCUACGGAGCUACACAUCAAUGAUCCUGACUUCUUUGACAUCUUGUAUGCACGCGAUGGGCGCCGGCACAAGUACUCCUAUUUCUCCGGCCGUUUUGGCUACGCAAGCGACACCUUCUCAACAUGGCAACACGAACUCCAUUAUCAACGUCGGAAGGCGCUUAGUCCAUUCUUUUCAUUGAAAAGCAUUAGGGAGUUUGAGCCUGUCAUCCGGGCAAAGGUAGACAAAUUAUGCGCAAAACUGUCAGCAUCCGUCGACGAUGGACGUGUGCUGCACCUGAAUCGAGCUUGGAUGGCGUUGACUACAGAUGUCAUCACUGAAUAUGCUUUCGCCAAGUCAUAUGACCAGCUUGAUUCGCCCGACUUUCAGGAAACUUUACAUGAUGCAUUAGUCGCUAUCUAUACCACAGGCCAAUUUGCUCUUCAUUUUUCUAUCGUGUUUCCUAUCUUGGACACCCUCCCUGACUGGCUAGUGAGCAAGAUGGAGCCACGGUUGUUGCCAGUAAUUGGCCUGAGUAAGGAUCUCGGUCGCAAGGUAGAAGAAAUUCGUACUGGAUUCAACAACCUACAUCAAGACACUAAACAUGCAACAAUUUUCCAUGAGUUGCUAAAUAGUGAUCUUCCAGAAGAGGAAACGACCAACAAACGACUAGGUGACGAAGCACAGUUGAUAGUGGCAGCCGGACUGAUUACCACUUCUUGGGCCUUGACCGUUGCCAGUUUUCAUAUCAUUAACAACGCUGAACGGUACACAAUGCCAAUUUUCAUGACCUCGAAAAACUUCCAUAUCUUCAUGGAUGUAUACGGCGACUGGAUUAUCCCUCGCAAUACUCCCGUGUCAAUGAGCAAUGUCGAUAUCCUGAUGAACAAAGACAUAUAUCCUGAUCCAGAAAAGUUCAUACCGGAGCGAUGGCUCGAUAAUCCCAAUCUAGAUCGCCACUUUGUACCAUUCGGUAAAGGAUCACGUAUGUGUUUAGGUAUCAACCUGGCUCAGGCCGAACUAUACCUGGCUAUUGCAACGGUUUUUAGUCGUUUUGAGUUCGAUCUGUAUGAAACCGAUUUGUCGGAUGUGCAGAUGAAAUAUGCCUUUCUCGUGCCGUAUCCGAAGUGGGACACAAAGGGGAUGCGAGUGAGAGUCAAGCAACCGGUUUGUGAUUGA
Talaromyces amestolkiae is the source of this 1386-nucleotide messenger RNA. RefSeq lists its product as uncharacterized. The record is from RefSeq and is a predicted model, not a curated record. The coding region runs from base 1 to 1386 and encodes 461 amino acids. NCBI's taxonomy places the organism in Eukaryota, Fungi, Ascomycota, Eurotiomycetes, Eurotiales, Trichocomaceae. The transcript is spliced from 6 exons. Gene Ontology annotation, molecular function: iron ion binding; oxidoreductase activity, acting on paired donors, with incorporation or reduction of molecular oxygen; heme binding.